Molecule: messenger RNA, 2070 nt
Organism: Spathaspora passalidarum NRRL Y-27907
Lineage: Eukaryota; Fungi; Ascomycota; Pichiomycetes; Serinales; Debaryomycetaceae
Exons: 1
Coding region: 1-2070 (689 amino acids)
Biological process (GO): vesicle-mediated transport; intracellular protein transport
Cellular component (GO): membrane coat
Molecular function (GO): clathrin binding
Source: RefSeq, a predicted model, not a curated record
AUGAGCGACGGUAAGCUAUUCUCAAAGUCCAAAAGUGCAGAGUUGCGUGCUGAGUUGGAUCAGGCUUUCAAAAAGUCCAAACCAAUAACUCGGAUCAAGAGCACCCUACGCAAGGUGUUGGCCAAUAUAAUCUUGAACAACCAGGAGAUUGUCAAUUUGAUGCCCGACAUAGUCCCCCUUUUGAAAUACGAGGAUCUAGAAAUACGGAAGCUAUGUUUGGAGUAUAUUGUUACAUAUGCUCCUGUCAGCGAAGAUUCCGUGAAUUCCAUUCCGUACUUGGAUCGCUUCAAACAUGACACAUCCCCUAUUCUACGUGGCUUAGCAUUAAAGACCAUGUCCAGUAUAAACAAAAAAGAGUUUAUAAACUUGACUAUUGAGUCACUAGAUGAUCUGUUGCAAGAUCCUGAUCCUCAUGUCCGUAAGAUUGCCGCGUAUGCUGUGGCCAGAUUGUAUCGCCAUGAUCCAGCAGCAACUGAAAAGGCAAACCUAGUGGAGAAAUUAAACCAUUUGCUUUAUGAUAAUAACCAGACGGUCGUUUCGAAUGCAUUGGCAGCAUUGAAUUCCGUCACUGACGUAAGCAAAUCCUUGAAUUUAACCAUUGACAAAUCUCAUGCACUUACUUUGGUAUCUCUACUUGCAUCAGCAAAUGAAUGGAACCAAAUAUAUUUGAUAAAUUCACUAAUGUCAUAUGUCCCGCAGAGCGAAGAUGAAGCUAUUGAUAUGGUUGAAGCCAUCCUUCCUUCUUUACAGCAUGAGAAUUCAUCAGUGGUUUUGAAUGCAAUCAAAGCUAUCAUCUACUACUGCAAUUACGCCAAGAAUCCCGAAUUACAUUUACCAGUAUUGCCCAAGAGGUUAGGAACUUCUUUAGUAUCAUUAUUAUCCAAGCCAGAUGAAACACAGUUUGUCGUGUUGCGAAACGUUAUCUUGUUACUUUUAGGAAGGAAAGACCUAGUCUAUCUAGACGUGGAAAUGUUUUAUUGUCGAUUUGACGAUCCAAUAUACGUCAAAGAUACCAAAUUAGAAAUCAUAUACUUGUUGGCCAAUGAAUCCAAUGUUGGUCUGGUUCUUCGUGAACUUGAAGAAUACGCCACUGAAAUCGAUGUGCCUAUGGCCAGAAAGGCGAUACGUGCAUUUGGGAAUUUAGCAAUCAAACUAGAAAAUGCGGCCGAUUUAUGUGUCGAGGUCAUUUGUGAUAUUGUGUCCCAUGGAGUAUCAUACAUUGUUCAAGAGGCUGCGAUUGUCAUAAAGAACAUUUUAAGAAAGUAUCCGGGCCGAUUCGAGUUUGCCAUCGAGGAAUUAAUCAAACACCAUCACUUGAUUGAUGAACCUGAUGCAAAAACUUCCUUAAUUUGGAUUGUAGGUCAAUAUUGUGAGAAUAUCGCUGAUCCAGAAUCUAUUUUACAGGAUUUCAUAUCUACAUUCAAAGAUGAUCCUGAAGAAGUUCAAUAUGCAACCUUGACCACGGCAACAAAGUAUUACUUGAAAUUUCCAACCAAGGGAGAAUCAAUUGUUUUACAAGUGUUAAAAUGGGCCACGGAAGAAGUCAACAAUCCAGACAUUAGAGAUAGAGGAUACAUAUACUGGCGACUCUUGUCUUCCGAAUAUGCCAGUGGACCUAAUGGAGAAUUCCAAGAAAACACCAAGAAAGUGAUAUUAAACAGCAAUCCUAUAAUUUCUUCCGAUAACGACAACAUCAACCCUGAGAUUCUUGAUGAAUUAGAAUUGAAUAUUGGUUCAUUGGCAUCUAUCUAUUUAAAACCAGUGCAAAGUGUUUUCCGAAUGUCGAAAAGAAAACAACUACCACCGGGCCCUACACUUCAGCCAAGAGUUCGAAACAAACCAAAAGAAAACGGGGAACACACGGGAAGCACUACUCUGAGGGCAAGCUCACCCGCCGUGGAUUUGAUGAGACGAAAAUCAUAUAGACGAUCAAACAGUGACAAUGUUUCGCAAUCAAUGAGAAGUUUAUCGAUAGAGGCCAACGAAUCGCCGGUUAGAAAGGACAAUUUGGCAAAGAGAUUAUCUAAGCGUGCAUCAUUUAUACGAACUAGAAUGUCUAGCAAGUCCUAA